GAUUAUCUAAUAUCUGUUGCAGAAUGCGACUUGUAGUUAUGCCAUUUUCUAUCUUUUGAUCAACGCAAUCGUCAACUUCUUUUCGCCAUUGAAAUCUUGAAGAAGCUUCUCUUCUCUUCUGUUUCUUUCGUUCUUUUGGAAAAAGGUUUUUUUUUCUUUUUUCUUUCUCUCGUAGUGUGAAUUGUGAUUUCGAUCAUGGAGGUGGUUGAAAUGGAAAGUGAAUCGAAUGAUGGAGGAGCUGGAUUCAAGCUCUACGAGAAGUUGGAAUUGCAGGAGUUUCAGCACAAAUUCGUGAUAAAAUCCGUAGAAUCUCCUAUUCGAGGCUUCUCGAUUAGUCGCCUUGACGGGAAUAUUGAGCCACUUGAUGCUGAUUCUUGUUCUUCAAAUCCAUCAAAAAUUUCUACCAUAUAUGGUGUUGUUGGGACAAUCAGACUGUUGGCAGGAACGUAUAUUAUUGUGAUCACUUCUCAGAGGGAAGUUGGUCAUUUUCUAGGUUUCCCAGUAUUUAGGGUAAUGUCUAUGAAGUUUUUGUCCUGUGAUGAGGCUUUGAAGCAAGCAAAUUCUGAAGAAAAAAAAGACGAGGCAUACUUCUUGAGUCUCUUGAAAACAGUGGAAUCAACUCCAGGGCUUUACUAUUCUUACGAAACAGAUAUAACAUUGAACCUGCAGAGAAGACGGAAAUUAGCUGAAGGUUGGGCGGCCAAACCCAUUUGGAAGCAGGCUGAUCCUCGAUUUGUCUGGAACAAGAAUCUUUUGGAUGAACUUAUUGAGCACAAGCUUGAUGAAUUCGUCAUUCCUAUAAUACAAGGAAAUAUCCUUAUAAUCUUAAGCUUCCAGACAGCACAGCUAAAGCUUAAAGAGUUACCUGUAACACUCACACUUAUUUCUAGGCGGUGUACCAGGCGUCUAGGGACAAGAAUGUGGCGAAGAGGAGCCAACCUUGAAGGAGAUGUAGCUAAUUUUAUUGAAACUGAGCAAUUGGUGGAAACUAAUGGUCUGAGAUCUUCAUUUAUGCAGAUUCGAGGUUCAAUUCCCCUUCUUUGGGAACAAAUUGUUGACUUGAGCUAUAAACCACAACUGAGAAUUAUCAAUCAUGAACAGACGUCAGAAGUUGUGCAACGCCAUUUUCAUGAUCUCAUCCAACGAUAUGGAGAGACAAUAGCUCUAGACCUAUGUGACAAAAAAGGACCUGAAGGACAGCUAAGUGCUGCAUAUGCUUCUGAAAUGGAAAAGCUAGCAGAUGUGAGAUAUAUCUCGUUUGACUUUCACCAUAUAUGUGGAAACUCAAACUUUGAUAAUCUACAAGUUCUGUUUGAUCAAAUUUCAGAGGAAUUCGAAAAGCAAGGAUACUUCCUCAUGGACGCAGAAGGAAACAUACUAGUGGAGCAGAAAGGGAUUAUUAGAUCUAAUUGCAUUGAUUGCCUUGAUCGAACAAAUGUCACCCAGAGUUAUUUGGCCCAGAAGUCUUUAAAUUUACAAUUGCAGAGGAUCGAAGUGCUAGAUUCUUCUGAGUGCAUUUCUAAGUUUGGUGAAGAUUACGUGAAAUUUAGAACAUGUUGGGCUGAGCAAGGGGAUGAGUUAAGUCUUGAAUAUGCUGGGACUCAUGCCUUGAAGGGGGACCUAGUUAGAUAUGGAAAGCAAACUCUAGGAGGACUAAUUAAAGAUGGCAUGAGUGCACUUUCAAGAUAUUACUUGAAUAAUUUCCACGAUGGGAUUCGGCAGGAUGCAAUGGAUCUCGUCAGUGGCCGGUACACUAUUAACAGAAAUGGCCCUUCACCCUUCCAGCUUAAUGGUUUUGAAUCACUGUCUUAUCUCCCAGUUGCAUCAGCAUUGAUAGUUGGAGGUUUGACCCUGACAUCUUUCACAUUUCAACAAGCGGGACGACAUGCGCAGCAGUUCAUGAGUUCUGUGCUGUGGGCUGGAGUGGCUGCUGGAGUGAUGGCUGUGAUGAAGGCUAAUGGAAGACAGUUCUGCUCGAGGCCUCGCUUGUGCGGCCUUCUGUAAGAGAUGUAAAAGUAAUGGAAUCAUUUGAUGGGUUCCAAUUCCAUGUUACUUGUGAUAUAAGUAAGUAUAGGUGAUCCAAUACUUUUAGCCAACUGAACUCUGAAGAAGUAAUCAUUUGUACUACACUACGUUUUACUCAAACGUACCAUGGAAAUUGUAUAUAAUGCGAGUAAAUUGUUAUUGCAAGUCUUUUUUUUCCUUUU
Humulus lupulus (European hop) is the source of this 2207-nucleotide messenger RNA. RefSeq names its product phosphoinositide phosphatase SAC8. The transcript is spliced from 20 exons. Gene Ontology annotation, biological process: phosphatidylinositol dephosphorylation. The coding region runs from base 196 to 2004 and encodes 602 amino acids. NCBI's taxonomy places the organism in Eukaryota, Viridiplantae, Streptophyta, Magnoliopsida, Rosales, Cannabaceae. The record is from RefSeq and is a predicted model, not a curated record. Gene Ontology annotation, cellular component: endoplasmic reticulum. Gene Ontology annotation, molecular function: phosphatidylinositol-4-phosphate phosphatase activity.